CUUUCAAUUGAAAAUGGGAGAUCACAGUAAUUCUACACCUAAUCAGGAUAUUACUAGUCCUUUCUACCUUCAUCCUACUGAUAACACAGCUAAUCAAUUGGUUUCUAUCAAGUUUAAAGGAGAUGGAUAUGGUGACUGGAAAAGAAGCAUGAUGAUAUCCAUCUCUUCUAAGAACAAAUUAGGUUAAUUUCAUUAAUGGAACUUUGACAAAACCUGAUGUUGAUCAUCCAACAUACCAUGCAUGGAUGAGAUGUAAUGAUAUGAUGAUUUCAUGGCUGCUAUUCAACCUAGAUUCUACUAUUGCAAAGAGUGUCUUAUAUUUUCAAACAGCUAGAGAGAUUUGGUUGGACUUGGAAGAUAGGUUUGGCUUUAUUUCAGGACCUCAGUUGUUUUCUCUGGAGCAACAAGUGUCAGAAAUGAAACAAGGUGGACAGAAUAUCUCAGAGUUCUUUACUGAGAUAAAAUCUCUGUGGGAUAAGAUCAGUGCUGCAAAUCCUUUGCCUACAUGUACUUGUAAUCUUUGUACAUGCAAUCUGACACAAAAGAUCUUCAAGAUGCAACAAGAUCAGAGACUUAUGCAAUUCUUGAUGAAACUUGGAGAACAUCUAGCUAUUGUUAGGGGUAAUCUGCUGAUGCAGCAACCUCUACCUACAAUCUCACAUGCAUACAGAAUGCUAGCACAAGAAGAGAGGCAAAGGGAGAUAAGUACUCCAGUGCCAUCUCAUGAUUCUCAUGCAUUUGCUGUUGAUAGAAGGAGAUACAAUGAUUAUCAUAGAGGUGGAUACAGAGGUCAACAAUCUUCUAAUACAGGAAGAAGUGCUUAUGGAAAUUUUGGAGGAAAUAAGUCUGCAAAUUUCAGAAGGCCAGUGGCAAGCUAUUUCUGUGAUCAUUGUAAAGUCAAUGGACACAGUACAGAAAGAUGUUUCAAACUACAUGGGUUUCCACCUGGUUUUACAGGAUUCAAAACUGAUAAAAGAGCAGCUGCAGCAGCAUAUUCAGAUGAAGGGUAUGGAGAUGAUAUGACAGAGUAUCAACAACAAUUUUACACUCCAGAAAAGGAACCACAACAAAGCCAACCUGGAUUUCUGACUGCUGAACAAUGUACUCAGUUGUUGAACCUGCUAAAUAAGCAACAACAACAGCCAGACAAGGUGACACCAGAUACUGAGUUUGAAGAAGGAGAUACAUCAGGCCAUGCAUUCAUGGCAGGGCCAUUCAAUGAAAGGGCCACAGGUUCUUGGUAAAAUGAAGUCUGGAUUGUACAGUGUAAAUACAAAUGAAGACAAUGGAGUUCAAUCAGCCACAAGUUGUCUCUCAGCUUCAACUACAACCAAUAAUGCAGAUGCUCAGGUUUGGCACUUGAGAUUAGGACAUAUGCCUUUCUUAAAAAUGAAACAUGUGAUUGAUAGCUUAGGAAAUGUUUCCAAUCAUGAUG
Spinacia oleracea (spinach) is the source of this 1435-nucleotide messenger RNA. RefSeq lists its product as uncharacterized. The record is from RefSeq and is a predicted model, not a curated record. The transcript has 2 exons. Bases 246 to 1244 code for a protein of 332 amino acids. Lineage: Eukaryota; Viridiplantae; Streptophyta; Magnoliopsida; Caryophyllales; Amaranthaceae.